GAAAAUUCAUCACAAAAAGUUUAAAAAAAAUUCAUUAAAAACGUUUUUUGUUGAAGAAAGUUCUUUAGAUUAAAGACAAUCGUCGCAAUUUGAAGGUCAGGCUACAUAAAAGAAGAUUAAUUAAACAAUUGACGUGUGUGUGCAGAAGAAGAAAAGAAGCUAUUCGUAACUGAAAGAGCGUCUUUUUGGUCAAAAAUAAUCGUUUGAUAAAAUUCAAAUCUAAAAAAAUCCAGUUAAAAAAACUCACAGAAACUAAUAAUGACGGAAUCAAUUAAAUUCGGUCCAGAAUGGCUUCGCAAUAGCGUUGCCAAUGUUAUAACACCACCGCAACAGCAAAAUCAACAGCAUCAACAGCCACAAUCACCAUCUUCGGAUAGUAUCAUAAGUCGUCCCGUACUAUCCGAUCAUCGUUAUGGGCGCGAAGAAAUGUUGAGUCUGUGCGAUAAAACGGCACGUUUGCCUGAAGCUCUGCCAAGAUUUCGACGUCUAUUCGUUGCUGAUUGGCAAAUGCCUUUAGCAUUACAGCCAAAUAAUGAUGAUGAACAGAUUGGAUCACGUGGACUGGGCGGAACGGGUACACCACCAUGGGGUGGUACUCACAUUCGUCCUUUGAUGCCAGCAAUGGGUGGUCGUGGGACAGGGAUCAUACGAGGUGGUGCUAUAGAAAGAGGACGUGGUAGAGGACGAGGUCUAUAUCAUGGCACUGGCUACACACGAUCAACGUCACUUUACGAUGAGGAGGGAAGACGAUGGUUAGAUCGUAAUGGUACGGAAGGUACGACUGAAUGGAGUGGUGGUAAUGCUGUAAGUCCUCGUAAGGAAGGAUUCUCAAGGAAUUCUCUUGAGAGUUGGAGGAAAGGAACGAGAGAGGAGAAUGAAGAAGGUUGGAGGAGUAAUAGUAAUGGAACUACGGCAUCGACUGGACAACCGGCACGGGAUAAAUGGACACGAUCAACUAGCUGGCGAGACGGAACAAACGACAAUGGUCUAUCAAAUGAUAUUGAUCGAGCGAAUGGUCCGUCGCAACCAUCAAAUCAUCAAAAUUCAUCGUCACCAAACAGCGGUGAGAGUGGGGGUGGUGGAAAUGGAACAAUGGUCAAUUCUUCAAUGGCUCCAACAAAACCGCAAGCGUCUUACAAAAAGUCAUGGGAUGAUGACAGUAAUCUACCGGAGUGGGCAACAGAAUCCUUUGAUUAUGGCGGGACGUUUGACGCGACAGGUGCAUUUCAUGAUAGUGAGCGGGUUAGUCAUGAGGACGAUAAAAUCAACGAGAAUAUACAGAAGGCUAUUAACAUGAAAAAGCAACAACAGUUGCAACAACAGCAAUUGCAACAACAACAAUUACAGCAACAGCAACUACAACAGCAGCAACUAGUUGAACCACCAGCGAUAGAAGAACCGACCAAACUAGAGGAGUCGCCUCCACCGCCAUCGAAAUUUAUGGACUUCCUAAAAGAAGAGUCAACGAAACUGAAGGACGAAAUUCAAAUUGUAGCACCCGAACCGUCAUCAUUACCACCACCAUCAAUUCCAAGUAAUAAUAGCAAUCCUUCGUCAGCGCCUAUCGCUCAAAUGGACAAAAUGGUUGAAAACUUUGUGGCACAUUUAAUUAUGGACGAUGAUACGAGUAGUGGAAGUGCAGCUGUAAAACAGCCGCUUGCACCACAAAUUGAAUGGUUUUAUCGUGAUCCGCAGGGUGAUACUCAAGGUCCAUUUUCAUCGAAUGAUAUGUCUGAAUGGUACAAAGCUGGCUACUUCCAGGAAUCACUUAUGGUAAGACGAUCUCUUGACACAACAUUCGUGCCACUAGGACAUCUUGUAAAAAUUUUCGGUGUGUCAAGGCCAUUCAUAUCAGCAUCACUUGAUGGCGGUCCACCAAUUCCACCUGUCAUUCAUCCCGAAAUUAUUGAUCCAUUUAGGAUGCAACGGAUGAUGACACAACCGACACCUCCAUUGCCAACUCCACAACCGACACCCGAUGUAAAUAAUUGGAGUAUGAUGACAACCGAACAGCGAAUGUUUCUCAUGCAAUUGGCCCAUCAGCGACCUCCACAAGCGCCACAAAUUGAUCCAUUUAAUGUUAUGAAGCCACCACCUCAGCCACAAGCACCACCACAACAACCGCAACAAUCACAACAGCAACAGUCAACGCCUUUAGAUUUGAGACGUUUGAUGAGCGGAAAUGAUUUCUUUCAAACAACAGCACCGCCACCCGUAGUGCCACAAACGACACAAAAUGAACCCGAUCCUAUACAGCAACUGAUUAUGCAAUUGCAAAUGCAACAAAAGACUGGCGGCGAUGCCGCACAACAAUGGAUUAAAUCAUCACAACAGCAACAACAACAACAGCAGCAGCAACAGAAUCAAUCACAACAACCAAAUGUCAUGAUGUCUGGAGUGAAUAAUGGUAAUGGUUCGUUAGAUUUGAGCUCACUGACUGCCAUGCAAGGCGGACAAUCUUCAGUUGGAAGUCAGCAGCAAGUGAAUCAACAAGGACCGUCGAGUGUUGGGAAUUCGAUGGUCCAGAACACGUCGUCAACCCAUUGGAAUGCAACGCCACUUCCCAUUUGGGAGAUGACAGGUUCAGCUCAAAAGGAACAAAAUCAGCAGUCACUUCAACAACAACAAACGUUGCAAGAAAUUCAGCAACAAAUGCGUCAACAUCAACAACAUCAGCAACAACAUCAUCUCCAACAACAGCAACAACUUCAACAACAGCAUCAAAAUCAAUCGGAACCUGAUAUUUUACAAAAUGGUCUCAUGGACGAUCCAUCGAAUCAAAUGCAAAUGCAAAAAGUGGAGUCAAAGAAGAAGAAAAAGGAAUCGCUCACUGGAAAGGAGCAUCAACAGCAGCUGCUUCAACAAUUGCAGAAUGCACAAUUAAAGGAGCAACAGGCAAAAGAGAAGCAGAAGCAAAAGGAUGCAGAAAAGCAAAAGAAAGCAAAUGAGAAGCAAAAGAAGGAAGAAAAAACAACUCAGCCAGCAGCACCGGCUCCAUGGGUUGGUAUGCAAAAUAUUAGUGGAACAAGUCUCUCAAAGAUUCAAAAGACCGAAGCUCAACGCCGUCAGCAUGAAAUUGCAGCCCAAAAAGAGCGUGAACAUCAGAAAAUCGAAAUUUUAUCAAAAAUGGAAAUUCGCGAUGUCAAGUGGAACUUGCAAAUGCCGCCGGCGGCACAGGUUAAGUCACUCGACGAAAUUCAAGCUGAGGAACAAAAUGCUUUAGUACGCGAAGCAGCAAUCGCGAAACGUGAAAAGAAGGAAAUUGUUCAGGUUGUUGGGGAUAUUUGGAAUUCAGGUGCUCACUCGAUGGCCUGGCAACAGCCAAAGACAUGGAGCGGUGCACAAAGCAAUGCUGGAUUCUGGGAGGAACCAACAAAACCAGCUGUAGUCCCUAUGAAACAGCCACAAAUGCUCAGCAAAAGUCAAACAAUGGCGACAAUAACUACUGCUAAAAAGCAACAGCAACAGCAGCAACAACAAAUGAUUCAACAACCACAACAACAACAGCAAAUGAUGCAGCAGCAGCAACAGCAACAACAACAAAAGAAAAUUGAAAGAAAUGAUAAAAGGACUGUUAAGGUUGAGAAGAAGAAGGAUGAUAAUAAUAAUGAAUUCACUAUGUGGUGUACACGUACGUUGAGUGCUAUGAAUGGAAAUGUUGAUGUUCCAACAUUUGUGAGCUUCCUUCAAGAUAUUGAAUCGCCAUUUGAAGUAAAGGAUUACAUCAAAAUGUACUUAGGUGAAGCUAAAGAAUGUUCAGAAUUUGCAAAACAAUUUCUCGAGCGCCGCAGCAAGCAACGCAUGCAACAACGUCUGCAAAAUGCUCAUAUCGAUGACAUGUGCAGCCCAGCUCCGGCUAUCAAUCCUCAGGCCAACAAUGACUUCCAAGAAGUCAAAGGCAAGAACAAGAAAGUAAAGUCGAAGAAAGUUAUGAAAGCUGUUGACAAUCGUAUCUUGGGCUUCACAGCAACAAGUGCACCCGACCGAAUCAACGUCGGUGAUCGUGAUUAUGGUGAUGUCUAAAAAUCAUCUUGUCAAAUUUCUUUUUUUUUGCCUAGCAAAAUUCUCAA
Molecule: messenger RNA, 4070 nt
Organism: Chironomus riparius
Lineage: Eukaryota; Metazoa; Arthropoda; Insecta; Diptera; Chironomidae
Source: the annotation of a GenBank genome assembly